Ostrea edulis (European flat oyster) is the source of this 3194-nucleotide messenger RNA. Its product is annotated as anaphase-promoting complex subunit 4-like. Gene Ontology annotation, molecular function: protein binding. NCBI's taxonomy places the organism in Eukaryota, Metazoa, Mollusca, Bivalvia, Ostreida, Ostreidae. Gene Ontology annotation, cellular component: anaphase-promoting complex; nuclear periphery. The transcript is spliced from 28 exons. The record is from RefSeq and is a predicted model, not a curated record. Gene Ontology annotation, biological process: positive regulation of mitotic metaphase/anaphase transition; anaphase-promoting complex-dependent catabolic process; protein K11-linked ubiquitination. Bases 332 to 2836 code for a protein of 834 amino acids.
AAAACAAAGAUGUCUGCGCCCUGUAGUUGAAUUAGAAGAUCGAGUGACAGUGAUAUAAAAUUUUCAUUUUAAAACAAAGUAAAUCUAUGUGCACCAUUUCAUAGUUUAUGAUGAAAUGAAUACCCUAUUCAUUAUGUUUUAACCUUAAAGCAAGUUUUGGCUCCAGUGUGCGAUUUUUGAAUCAGUCGUUCACUGUUUUGUCCUUUACUUCAGUUCUUCAGAUCUCUUGUUCUGUAAAUUGGCAAUAUUAUUUAGGUAACCUACUGGAAAGGAAGUAUCAUUCUUGGAAAUCUAAAGCUACUGGGCUGAAGACUGAGAAAAUAAUACAAGGAUGCCGGAAGAAACGUCAUUUAGACUGAUGGAUGAGAAACAUGUGUCUGUGGAAGUGGAGUUCAUGUUGUGGUCACCCAAGUUUGACCUGAUCGCUCUGGCCAAUGUUCAAGGGGAGGUGGUCCUUCACAGAUUGUCAUGGCAGAAAGUGUGGUCAAUUCCUCCUCCAUCAGAAGAGGUCAAGGUUAAAGCUUUAGCAUGGAGACCAGAUGGGAAAGUGGUGGCAGCUGGUUAUUCUGAUGGGCGGAUCAAUUUGUACCACAUAGAGAAUGCGGACACUCUUCACUCUACUAGCUUGGAAGGGGAGAUAAAUUGCAUGGAGUGGGUGUGUCAGUUCUCACCAGAUGGCGCUGUAUGGAAACCUGACCCUUACAAGGAGGACAAUUUCAAAGACUAUCUCCCAAAGCUACAACCUCUCAAUAGAAGUUAUGGUACUCUGUCCAAAGUCUUGCCAAUUGAAGAAUCAGUCGAGGACAGCAAGCAGUUAAAUGAACAAAGAGAGUUGAACCUGUUGAUUGUUGGCUCAGGCAGUAACACACUAAGUCUUUUUGCGUACGGUGUUUGUCCUGUCAGCAGAUUGUCAGUACCAGCUGUGAAUGACGUACAGAUUAGGAGACUUCACUCAGCAAUCAUCAGUCAGGACCUGCACAAUCUGUCACUGGUGGUAGAACUUCAAAACAUCCAACAACUCACAAGUUUCCACCUCAUGUCUUUUGACACAAAAUUGAUAGCAUCUAGACACAAAGAAAUGAGGAUGAUGGCUCUCAAGUUUGGACAAGUUUUGACAAUGACAGAGUACCUGCAGUCUACAGUUCAGCAGAUGUCAGAGGCCUGGGAAGACAUCUUAAUGGAAAUGGACUCCAAACUACUGAAGUUUGCAGAAGACAAAAAGGCAGCAAGUACAGGAACAGUCAGCAAUGAUUUUCUGGAACUUCUCCUCUUUGGAACACCCAGCCCUGAAUUACAGACCUUUCUCCUGAAUGACCUGACAGGCAAGGGAUUGCAGAAAUUAGGUCAUUCGAUCGAAACAUCAUAUUCCAACAUUCAGAAACUGGUUGUCAAACAUUUACAAGUGGUUAGCCAGGCCAUUCUGUACCACCUGUCGGAGCUAAGGGGGAUGUCCCUCUGGUAUGAGAAGUUUGGAGUGUUGGGACUGACCACCCAGACCAUCCAAAAUACCAUCAUGGCUGUAGGUUCAUUUGUCCUCAAGUCCAGUGAACUUCAACAGGUUAUAGAUGACAGUAUAAAGAAUUUUAAAGCUUUCUUUAGAUGGCUGUAUGUAGUUAUACAAAGAAUGUCGAAUGAAAAACCACCAGCAGAUCUCAUUAAGAUGACCCAGCAUGAUGUCAAUUUUGUAGCAGAAUUUUUACGAGACAAUUUCAACCAUUUCACAUUGGACGAUGAGGACUCGAUCUCUGAGCUGAUGGUUGACCGAGAUAAAAAACCGAGGUUUAAAUUGGAAAAAGUGGGACAGUAUCUAAAGAAGGAAGACCUCCACUACCCUCCCAACAUUUCCAGCAAUCCAUGGGUACAGUUCCAGAGGGGCUGCUUCCUUCUCAAAGAUAAUGAGGUGCUAUAUCCGGUACAGAAUACAAAGUCCUUGCUUCAGCUACAGGAGACACUGGACAGUUCCAUUAACACUGCUCUUCAUCAGCCUUCAACAGUUAUUGGUCAGUCCAUGAGAUGUCUUUCAUGUGUGAAAUUGUUUGAACGUGAAACAAUAGAUCCCAAUUUCCGACUCAAAGUUUUUCAAUUCACAAACAAUGAGAAGAGGAUGGUUUACUGUGCAUACACCCAGGCUGUCUUGCCGUGUGAGAUGUGCAUUCUGAUCAGGUCCUGUACAGCCAGCAAGGAACGCUGUGCUGAGGCGGUGGCCAUCAGAGUGGGUGCCUUAAGUCAGAGAGAACAUAAUGUGAGCAGUUUGUCAGAAGAAGAAGAAAGAUGUAGACGCCAUAAAAUUAUUGACAUCGCUUUUUAUGACGAAAAGACAAUGUCCAUGUUACUGGUACAGGACAAUGGGGAAGAGCGCCCGGUCUUGGUCCAGUUACCAUUGGCAACGAUAGCAGAGGAUAUAUACACUGUGAUUAAUCAAGAGGCAGGGGUGGAUGAAGCCAAAAUUAAAACGCUUGAUGUUGGGGACAAACUGGAACCAUCGUGCUUUCGGCGUUUAGAGAAUAUGAGAGCUCACUCUUUCGCAGUCAGUGGAACGAGAAAAACUGCCACAGUGUUAUUUUCGUCACGAAGACGAGUGAGGAUUUUCCUCAUGGAUGCUGAAGAAGAGGACGAGGAUGAAGGGGGUGAAGAGGAGGAAGAAGGAGAUGACCCUGGGGACCAGUCAGGGGAACUCAACUCCAGCGAGGCCCACGAGAGGGAAAUGCAGAUAGACGAGACAGAAAUGGAUGAAAACAAGGAAAAUACGAGCUUUGACAACAGUGCAGAGAGAGAGGCGGAUAUAAGUGCAGACAGAGAGGCGGAUAUAAGUGCAACAUUCAAUGAAAUCGUGUGAAAGACUGAUUAUGUGUUGUCAUACAUUCCGAAUUGUAAACCAAGAAAAAAGGGCGCGCACACAUUUACUGUAGGUGUUCUAUACUAUAAAAAGCUGGAAAGUUCGCUAAGGUCAGGGGAUUCACAAAACAUACAGAGAGAAAGAAUGAUCUACAACACAGGGCACUUUCUCAGUACGAAUCAAUUAUGAAUACUGGUAGUUGUAGAACUGUCGCUCUCUGGGGGAAAUGGGACACCAGAAACGUUUGAUUUACAGCGCUGGUUUUUAUACGCAUGAUCGCGGUCUGAUAUCGUUGUAAUUUUAAUUUCAAAGUGAGUUUUAGGUUUGUAUGGAACUUUAAUAAAUAUUUGAAGGUAUA